UACUCACAAACGCAACGAUUACAAUACGUUAUAAAAAUAGCCCAUUCGGAGUAUUGCACCACAAGAAGAAAACACUGCCUGAAUACUAUAAAACAGAUCGCAUCAAGUGACAAUUCAGUUGAGUAACUGGCUGAGGCCUUGCCCGUGUUGUGAAUAGCCGUUAUGGUGCUAAAAUCGUCAAAACACGGAGUUUACUCCGGGAAUACUCUGCGGGCGUCCAACUCACUUUACAACCGACAGUACCGCGCUCACAGUUCAAUUGUGAGGCGAUAUAUCGGGGGAACGGAGAAGAAAAAACUCCAAAUUCAACAGUUGAUUGAAAACUUCGAUAUUCAAGAUUUCGAUGUUGAAUUCUCGCUCAACAAAAGAGAACGAUGGGUUUUACCUGAAGUCAUCAGAAUAUACAUCCAGUCCGGUGAGUCGCCUGAAGACACCACAAAAACAGAUUUAAUUUUGAGGCAUAAGUUGAAGCGACAAGCUAAUUGUGUUGCUUACUACUCAGAUAAAGGACAUAUAAAGCGGCUUGUUCCGAAAGUGGGACGAUAUUUUGAUGGUAAAACGGCAACAAAUUACAAAACGCGCCAAACGAAAGGGAAGAGAGGUAAGAAGACAGUGACCGACAUUAAUGAGACACUUCAACCCGAUAGUGAUGAAUCAACAGUCAGAUAUGAGAUAUUCUGCCCCUGUUCCCCGAGAAGCUCCAUUGUUCACAACCCGAAGUACAUCAAGCCAGAAGGCAGAGACAGUGCCAGCGCCACUGUGAAUGGAGGGAAGAAAAACAAGCGACGAUCUCGUCUAACUUCUCGAGAUGUGAACGAGAUGUUAGAUGACAGGAGCGAGGACUUUGACUUUCUGAGUGAAGACGAUUCCGAUACUGGAGACGUGAUUUCAAGCGGACACUUUACGUUUAGGGACUUUAUCAAACCUGAAAGGAAAACAAAAAGGAAGUCUCGCACUCGGCGACCGAGCCACGAAGACGACGACAGUGAGCGUAAGAGAAGUCGCAUUGUGUUUGUUGAUAAAGAUGUGUCGUCUGCUCGCUCCGUGACAGCAGGAGAUGAAACAUAUUCUCAAGGUGAGAAUUCCCCUUCAGUCAGCCUCAAAGACCCAACAAUUGUCAUUCCUGUAGCUGUAAAAGUUGAUUCAAAUGAGGCUGCUUUUGAUAACCUGCAAACUGUGUAUGGUCGGCGUUAUAUGGAGGCAAAGUGUGAACCUCGCAAGUUCAGUAUUGACAUGACUGACAGACUUAGAGAUCAUGUUAGAACGUCGACAUUCUUCAGGGACGUGACGUCAUCAUCGUUGGAUCUCCAUGGUUACCUUACAUUUACAGAGGUUGAAGGUCGGAACGAUGCCACCCUGAGUGUCUACCACGUUGCCUUGAACAUUGCUUCUCACAUGAACUCUAUGAAACUCGAGACGAUUAUGGAUAUGGAGACCUACACACUGGCACAGCUUGAGGACAGGUGCCUAUCUUACGUCGAUACUCUCCCAAGUGAUGUUUUCGUGAAGCGUGACGCCUUCAACGCCUGGGAGACGCCAUUCAUGACGUUUCAGCUUGUGACUGAGGGAAGGAGGUGGAACAUGAACUGUAUCCACCCGCACGAGUUCUCUGACAACGUCUGCAGUCUACAGGGAACCUACAGAGAUGCUGCAGAAAUUGGCAGUCCUCCCGACGUCUGCAGUAUCUGCUAUGAUGACAUAAGGGUUUCCACUGAAAGUACUGACACACCUUCCCCCGCAACUAGUCUUGACGCAUGUGGUCACUGGUUCUGUGAUAGUUGUUGGAGGCAACAUUUGGUCAGCAAACUGCGAUCUGGACCCUGUGCCUUGACGUGCCCUGAGUAUGGCUGCAGUGUAGAGGCAGACUUCCCCACGCUUCUUUCCUUCCUUCACAUCGGUGACGUCAAGAAACACAUCGAGAGACAGACGAGUGAGAAGAUCAACUGCUCCGCUCAGGCAAAGUGGUGUCCCAAACCUCAGUGUGGACGGGCCAUUCUGGCAGAAGGACUUCCUAUCAGAAACAGAAGUAUUCCCAUUGUGUGUUCCUGUGGCACAGAUCUCUGCUUUGCCUGCAUGAAGAACGCCCACUGGCCUGCUACAUGUGCCCAGGCCAAGCAGUUCCGCGAGAAGGUGAUUGCUCUGAAGGACUAUGUGACCCUUGCCAAGGAUGCCUUCCUUGAUCCCCUUCCUGAUGCUGUUGCUGUGAGUGGUAAGAGCUGCCCAAAGUGCAAGCGUUUCAUCGAGAAGAUAUCUGGAUGUCCAAACAUGUCCUGUCCUUGUGGGGCUACGUUUUGCUGGAUUUGUUCGAAGGCCACAAAGCCCUACGAACGUCAUGACUGCGUUGUUGAAGCGCAGAAAAACGUAUUAGUAGAGGAGUAUGUAUAUUACCCCAUGGGGUUCAAAAGAACGCGUUUCUACAGCACUGCAUUGAAGCACCGUCAACAACGACUGACAUGCAACAUGUUCAAACAUCUCUCCCGUACAGGAGCCCUAUCCAAACGCCUUGCUGCUGACGUAUUCUCCCACAAGAAACUAAGAAAUCAGAUCCGAGAUUAUUCUCAAGAUGACCAGCCAUUAUUUAGACUAGCUGAUAACUUCCUGAGGCGCAUGCUCAGUGUCAAACUCGAACUUCAUCACGUGAUCGAAAACGUUGCCAUAGCAAUUGAUAACAUGUUGCCAGGAAGUCAACCCAAUGGCCUCAUGCAAACCCUGACAAGAAUGGAGGCGUGUGCAGCAACCAUCGAAGCCACAUUAGAAACGGGACCGUCGCUCUCCAACUCCGUGUUGGUAGAUAAACUCUUGAUUUGUCAGAAGAAUGCCCGCUUCAAUAUCGCCCGUGUCGCACAGUUGAUGAAGUAAUCCAGUUGCAGAGUCCCUGUUUCAUCCUUAUAAAACUCUGGUUAACCCGAAGUCUUGUGGUAUCUAAGAGUGUGAAUAUUAAACUAUGAUCUCAAGCUA
Haliotis rufescens (red abalone) is the source of this 2958-nucleotide messenger RNA. RefSeq lists its product as uncharacterized. The record is from RefSeq and is a predicted model, not a curated record. The coding region runs from base 163 to 2859 and encodes 898 amino acids. Gene Ontology annotation, cellular component: ubiquitin ligase complex; cytosol; cytoplasm. Lineage: Eukaryota; Metazoa; Mollusca; Gastropoda; Lepetellida; Haliotidae. Gene Ontology annotation, biological process: regulation of mitochondrion organization; regulation of apoptotic process; ubiquitin-dependent protein catabolic process. Gene Ontology annotation, molecular function: ubiquitin conjugating enzyme binding; ubiquitin protein ligase activity; zinc ion binding. The transcript has a single exon.